AUGAAUCUUUGGACUCUCUUCGUCACCGCAUCGAUUCCAGUGCUGGAAUCGUUCUUGAUUACUGCGCUUGGCUCAUAUCUUGCACUUGAUCGCGUCAACCUUCUGGGGCCAGAUAGCAGGAACCACUUGAACACUAUUUUGUUCUACGUUUGCACUCCAGCCCUGAUCGGUGCCAACCUUGCAGAGACAAUAACAUAUGAGAGCCUAGUUAAGUUGUGGUUCAUGCCGGUAAAUAUUUUUCUUACAUUCAUGGUUGGUUCAAUAUUUGGAUGGAUACUCAUGAAAUUAACCAGAACUCCUCCACAUUUGCGAGGUCUCGUCUUGGGUUGUUGCGCUGCGGGAAAUUUGGGAAACCUUCUCCUCAUUAUAAUUCCAGCAGUUUGUGAAGAAUCAGGGAGUCCAUUUGGAGAUGCUGAUACCUGUGAUACUACUGGAACUACUUAUGCUUCACUUUCAAUGGCGAUUGGAGCCAUUUAUUUGUGGACCUAUGUGUAUAAUAUAGUGCGCAUAUCUUCAAAGACGAGCAUCCAAGAUCCCACGCAGACCACCGAGAGUUCAUCAUCAACAUCCGGCCACAUAAGUUACAACGAGCCUCUGCUUUCUAUAGAGGACAAUGUGGAUCAAUCUGAACUCCCCAGUAAUGUAUCUCAAGGAGAGGUUAAGAUGACGCGUCUAGGCAAAAUAAAGGAAUGGAUGGUGAAGAUGAACAAAAAGCUCAAUUUGAAAACAGUAUUUUCCCCCUCAACUAUAGCAGUGAUUAUUGGGUUUGCAGUCGGAAUCAUCUCUCCAAUUCGUAACUUAUUGAUCGGAGACGACGCUCCUCUAGCGGUGAUCGAUGACGCUACUUCGUUGUUAGGAGACGCUGCUAUCCCGCUCCUUACUUUGAUAAUAGGAGGUAACCUUGUGAAAGGUUUAAGAGUGGGAGGGAUACAAAAAUCUAUCCUUAUUGGCAUCAUAAUUGUUAAGUAUGUUGCGGCACCUCUUACAGGAGUGUUGAUUGUUAAAGGAGCAGUAAAAUUUGGCUUUGUAAGCAACGAUCCAUUGUACCUGUUUGUUCUUCUGCUUCAGUUCGCUGUACCUCCUGCGAUGAACAUGGGAACCAUCACACAAUUGUUCAGACAAGGAGAGAGUGAGUGUUCAGUUAUCAUGCUCUGGACUUACAUUUUUGCUUCAGUAGCGCUUACGUUUUGGUGUGCCUUCUUCUUGUGGCUUGUGGAAUGAGUAGUGUCCAAACAGCAACGAAUUAUGCAUCAGUCACUUUGAAGCUAUUUCUUUA
Fragaria vesca subsp. vesca is the source of this 1276-nucleotide messenger RNA. RefSeq lists its product as uncharacterized. Gene Ontology annotation, biological process: endoplasmic reticulum to cytosol auxin transport. The record is from RefSeq and is a predicted model, not a curated record. NCBI's taxonomy places the organism in Eukaryota, Viridiplantae, Streptophyta, Magnoliopsida, Rosales, Rosaceae. The coding region runs from base 1 to 1221 and encodes 406 amino acids. The transcript has 10 exons. Gene Ontology annotation, cellular component: membrane.